Molecule: messenger RNA, 532 nt
Organism: Vigna umbellata (rice bean)
Lineage: Eukaryota; Viridiplantae; Streptophyta; Magnoliopsida; Fabales; Fabaceae
Source: RefSeq, a predicted model, not a curated record
ACCGUAAGAUUCACACCUUCCUUCCACCGUCCACCUGUUAACCCAGUAAUCUCCCUUUGUAGCCACCACUUUGCACUAUAUAUAUAAACCACCUUUACCUUCUUCACAUCACACACUCCAUAGCCUUCUCUUUUCUUCUCAUCUGAAAACACCCUCAGCACACACACUUUUAACAAUGGCAGCCUUCUCAAGCCAUGCCAUCAAAACCAUCCCUUCAUUUUCCUUUCAGAAAUCUGUCACCACCAAACCAGAUUCGUUGUUCCUCACACCCUCAAAUAUCAAACCUUCAUCACCCUUCGUCUCAUCAAACCAUUCUCUUGCCAAAAGUCUCAAGCUUAACUCCACUUUGCCACACUCUUCUUUCACUUCAGUUCCCAAGAAAUCUUUCACUUGCAGAAGCCAGGCUCAGCCUGUUGACUCUGAAAAAGUCCAAGAACUGAGUGUGUACGAGAUCAACGAGCGAGACCGUGGCAGCCCUGUUUACCUCAGAUUGAGCAAUAAAAGUGUGAAUUCCCUUGGUGAUUUAGUCCCC